Molecule: messenger RNA, 693 nt
Organism: Oikopleura dioica
Lineage: Eukaryota; Metazoa; Chordata; Appendicularia; Copelata; Oikopleuridae
Source: the annotation of a GenBank genome assembly
AUGAAACUUUCGAAUGUCUUUUUCAAUACUAUGGUCGUUUAUGCGAGUCCAUGGCGACCAGUAAAUGACAAUGUCAUGGGUGGCGUGUCGGAGGGAGAAGUACUUUCUCAGAGUCAAUGGCAGUCUGUAAAUGAUAAUGUUAUGGGAGGCGUUUCCGAGGGACAAGUCAUCGCAUCCUCUGAAUGGCAAAGUGUCAACGACAAUGUGAUGGGUGGUGUUUCCGAAGGAGAAGUCUGGAGGUCCGUGAACGACAAUGUUAUGGGAGGAGUAUCAGACGGCUACGUUAUUCCAUCUGGAGAAGUUGUUCACUUCUGGGGCGAGCUCAAGGCUGAAAAUAACGGAGGAUUUGCAUCUGUACGCAAAGAGAUCGAGUACGGCUCGCUUGAUGGCAAAACUGGCAUCAGAUUCGAAGCGAAGGCGACAAACCGUGACUUCAGAAUGAAUUUGACCCCAAGAACUGACAACGAAUGGGGAAUCGCUAAUUUUGAAAUCGAGUUUAGUGCGUCGACUUCCUGGCAGACGUACGAAAUGAACUUUGCGGACUUCAGAUACAACAUUAUGGGACUUACUCCUCCUAAUGCACCAUCUCUCGCAGAGAAACUCUAUGAUGUUCACGAACUUGGCUUCAUCAUCUCUGACAAAGUUUUCAACGUUCCAUUCCUGCUUUCUGUAAAAAAUAUUCAAGCUUAUUAA